Molecule: messenger RNA, 3692 nt
Organism: Rana temporaria (common frog)
Lineage: Eukaryota; Metazoa; Chordata; Amphibia; Anura; Ranidae
Product: vomeronasal type-2 receptor 26-like
Exons: 8
Coding region: 1-3060 (1019 amino acids)
Biological process (GO): G protein-coupled receptor signaling pathway
Cellular component (GO): membrane
Molecular function (GO): G protein-coupled receptor activity
Source: RefSeq, a predicted model, not a curated record
AUGCGAAAGGGGGAGGCGAAAUCCGGAUUCCAGACCCCAAAGUCCCAGCGCCGGACCGGCUCUGCACGAGGCUCAGACGCGGGCCUGCACGCCGCCGCCAUCUUGCCUAAUCCUCCCUCCUCGAGGAGUGCACGGAGGCUAGCUAAGGAGAUGGCACACGUUGAGGGGAACGCUCAGGACAUCCGUGCAGGUGAAGCACAGCCUGUCCCUCCGGCUCAGGAUGCAGCCCAAGAGGCAAUCACACGCCCGAUCCUGGAGGCCAUAACUGCCAGCAAGGCCGCGGUCAUGGGGGAGCGGAAUACUUGGCAGGAGGGCUCUCAGAUCAUAACCCACUCUCUAUCUCGUUGCUCUUCCCGGCGGGUGGGGGGGGCAGGAGCUGGAGACUGUCCGGGAUGGUUACAGGAGGAGCAGGUUUCCAAUCACCUACUGGAAGCAGUUGACAACUACUGGACUCAGAACGUGGACUCGGCUGAUCCACUAGUAGUAUGGGAUGCGUUUAAGGCUGUGAUACGGGGGGAAUCAAUAACUGCCAUUAAGAGGGUCAGAGUAGAUCAGAAUGCGACCAUUCAAGAACUUCAGGACAGGGAGAGGGAAUGUGCGUCUGUACACGCUACGGACCGGACGGAUGUUUCUUACUCUGCCCUGUUGGAGGCGAGACGUAGACUUUCAAUGCACUGUAAUGAUCUUGCACAUACGGAGGCUGCACACAGAGCUAAUUCACUGUUUUCUGAAGGGGACAAGAAUGGGAAGCUUUUGGCUAGGUUGGUGGCGGAGCAAAACCACAUAGAACAUAUAUCGGUGGUGAGGGGACGUGAUGGAGAACUGGUCGGGGACCCGAUGGAAGUUCUAGCGGAGUUUCAGGCAUUCUUUUCAACCCUGUAUGCUCCGAUACCACCGUAUGACAAAGAGGCUCUGAAUAAUUUGUUAGGGGGCUUAUCCCUUCCCAAGCUGACGGAGGACGAUAGUAAAGAUUCCCUAGAAUGCUCAUCGUAUAGACCCAUAGCGCUGCUUAACAUGGACCUUAAGAUUCUGACGAAAGUUUUAGCAAAAAGGCUGGCGCUGGUCAUCUCAUCCCUGGUGGAUGUAGACCAGACAGGUUUUAUGCCAGGAAAAUCCACUGAUACUAAUUUGAGAAGGCUUUUUACACAUUUACAGCUCCCUAAUAUAGAUUCGGCAGACAGGACCAAUGCAAAGCUCUCCAUUUUCUGCAGGGUUUACACAAGAGAAUACAGACAUCUCCUGGCUUUUAUAUUUGCUAUUGGUGAGAUAAACCGCAGUCCAGAUAUUCUUCCCAACAUAACUCUGGGAUAUCAUGUGUAUGAUUCUUGUGGACAUGUCAAUAAAGCUAUAAAAGAUGUUCUACAGAUUUUGUCUGGACAUACAAAGGAAGCUCCAAAUUAUUCCUGUAUGGAGCGGGGUGCCCUGGCUGGUUUCAUUGGAGAUCUCAAUUCUGACACCACUCUCCAAAUGGCCCAGCUGCUGAAUCUAUAUGGUUACACCCAGAUUAGUUAUGGAGCCAGAGAUACGUUGCUGAGUGAUAGAAAGAUGUAUCCAAACUUUUUCCGGACAGUUCCGGAUGAUGAGAUGCAAUAUGUGGCCAUAGCAAAGUUACUGGAAAGGUUGAAGUGGAACUGGGUCGGGAUCCUUACAUCUGAUGAUGAAUACGGAGAGAGGGAGAUCCGACAACUCAGCAAACAUUUAUCCGAUCAUGGAAUUUGUAUUGAAUUCAAGAUUCUGGUGUCUAAAGAGAAUUGUGAUAAAAUUCCUCCAGAGCUGCGGAGCUCAACCACGGAAGUUCUUAUUAUUUGUGGCUCACUGUCCCGCUAUGUAAAAGAAGUCCAGUACAAGGAUCCGAAUGGCGAGGUCAUGAUUUUUAAUGAUAAAGGAGAACUGCCCAGCCCAAUGGAAAUUGUAAAUUGGAUUACAAGAAUUAAAGAUAGAAAUAUCACUGAUUGGAUGAUUGUGGGUCACUUUGAUGGGUCCCUUUCAGAGGGUCAGCAACUUACACUAGAACCAGAGCGAAUAUCAUGGAAAGGAGACAAGGUCCCAAGAGGUCAAUGCUCCGAGGAAUGUCUUCCGGGGUUCAGAAAAUCUGUAAGAGAAGGAUAUCACCCAUGUUGUUAUAAUUGUGCUCCGUGUUCAGAAGGAGAAAUAUCAAACCAAUCUGACAGUGAAAACUGCAUGAAAUGUCCUGAUGAUGAAUGGCCAAAUGAGAAGAAGGAUCGGUGUGUUCCAAGAGUGGUGGAAUUUCUCUCCUACACUGAUGAUCCCAUUGUUGGAGUAUUUUCAGCUGUCUCCAUCCUCUGUUGUCUUCUGACUGGUUUAAUAUUGGGGAUAUUUAUACAUUACCAGGACACCCCCAUUGUUAAAGCCAAUAACCGGAACCUGAGCUAUCUUCUCCUGGUCUCCAUCAUGCUGAGCUUCCUCUGUGUCUUCUUGUUCCUCGGCCAUCCAGUAGAUGUGACCUGCAUGCUGCGUGUCACCUCUUUUGGUGUCAUCUUCUCAGUUGCCGUCUCUUCUCUACUUGCCAAAAGUAUCAUGGUGUGUAUUGCUUUUAAAGCCACCAAACCCGGGAGUCCCUGGAGGAAAUGGAUGGGAGCCAAACUGUCCAAUUUUAUCAUUUUUGUCUUUUCACUGGUUCAACUCAUAAUCUGUGUCACUUGGUUGUCUAUUUCUCCCCCCUUCCAGGAUUGGGACAUUCACUCUUAUCAGGGGAAGAUCAUCAUUCAGUGUAAUGAGGGUUCAGUUAUCGGCUUCUACUCUGUCCUGGGAUAUAUGGGGCUUCUGGCAGCUGUGAGCUUCAUUAUCGCUUUUUUAGCCAGGACAUUACCGGACAGUUUUAAUGAGGCCCAGUACAUCACCUUCAGCAUGCUGGUGUUCUGCAGUGUCUGGAUUGCCAUGAUCCCAGCCUAUCUGAGCACCAGAGGGAAAUACAUGGUGGCUGUGGAGGUUUUUGCUAUAAUGGCCUCAAGUUCUGGACUUCUUGGCUGUAUAUUUUUCCCAAAAUGUUACAUAAUUCUGUUCAGACCUGACCUGAAUACAAAAGCAGCAAUCCACUAAUAUAUAUGGAGGAACGCCGGGUUACCAGUAGUCAUAGCAUUAUCUCUAUUAUUGUUAAUUUUAGUAUUUUGCUAGAGUAUUGAGAAUGAACAUUGUUUAGUUUAAAUAUUUAAUUCUUACCUCUCUGAUGGAUGGUUUAAUUUCUGCUCUGGACACCGCUAGGAUCACACACUUUGGGUUGGUUGGAAACCUUGUCCCCUGUGGGGUGUAGUGGUUCCUCCCACCAGCUGUUACAUCACUACAGAACAAUAUAGUCACUCAGUGAGGAGGAACCACAGUGACCAGAGGAGGACAAAGUAUCCAAAUCAUCCUAAAGUGUCAGAUACCAGAGACACCAUCACUCUUCAAGAGAGGGAAGAUUUCACUCACCACCUUUCCGAAGAUAAAUAUUAAAUAUUAAAUAUUAAAUGUUCUAUUAUAAGCUGAUUGUAAUGUAUUUUUAGUGUCAGGGCCACUUUAUUAUAUUGUAUGUAGAUGUAUCCGGAUAUAUUAAUAAAUACAUUUUGUUGGUGUAUUCAAAAAUUAUAUUUAAUAUUAGUUAAAGUUGAUGAGAUUAUGUCCUCAGUAAUUCACAUGUUAAGAGAUAAGUUGAGUACAUUUUAAAGGAUAUUAACUUUCUCGGACCUAAUAAA